GCAGUCACAUAGACACACACAUGCACAUGCACGUGGGAUGUGAUCUGAUUUGUGACUUCAUUGAACCAGCCACAUUUCCUUGGCCAGGCAUGGCUGGACUGCACAAGGCCCUCAGCCCAACUCCAGGGAGACCGUGGCUAUUCCCUGGGAGCCUGUGGACCCCACCUGCGAGAUGUCGUCUUUUGGUUGCUGGGGCCUGCCCGCGGCACUUCUCACUCUGCUCUGCUGCCCAGGAUCUGGUGAGGUGAUGUUUGAGGUACACAUGUGGCCAGAGAGGUUGGCGGUUGAGAUCACAGGGUCUUUGGAAGUCAACUGUAGCACCAGCUGUCCCAAUCCAGACACCGGUGGACUGGAGACAUCCCUGAACAAGAUUCUGCUGGAACAGCACCCUCAGUGGCGCCGGUUCCUCAUCUCCAAUGUCACCCAGGACUCCAUCCUCUCCUGCCACUUCACCUGUUCUGAGAAGCAGAAGUCCAGGAACCUCAAUGUCACUGUGUAUCAACUUCCAACGCAGGUCGUACUGAAGCUGCAGCCCACGCGGGUGGUGGUGGGCAAACCCUUCACCAUUGAGUGCAGUGUGCCUGCUGUGAAGCCCCUCCAGAGCCUCACCCUCACCCUGUUUCAUGGCAAGGAGACGCUUCAGAAGCAGACCUUUAGGGAGGCAGCACCUGUCCUACAAGAGGCCACCGUCACCUUCAACAGCACAGCUCAUAGAGAGGAUGGUCUCCUCAACUUCUCCUGCCAGGCUGAGCUGGACCUGCGGGCUCACGGGGGGCGCAUCUUUCACAGCAUGUCAGAGCCCCAGAUCCUUGAGAUCUAUGAGCCUGUGCAGGACAACCAGAUGCUCAUCGUCAUCACUGCUGUGUCAGUUCUGCUGUUCUUGUUUGUGACAUCCAUCCUGCUCUGCUUCAUUUUCGGCCAGCACUUGCACCAGAGGCGGACGGGCACCUACGGGGUGCUAGCUGCCUGGAGGAGGCUGCCCCGGGCCUUUCGAGCACAUCCUGUGUGACCUCAUGGCCACCACCCGGGCCUUUCCAGCACAUCCUGUGUGACCUCAUGGCCACCACCGUGGUGGUGGCUAGAACUCAGCUGGCUUCUCAAGGUGUGGUCUAGCCUUCACUGAAGGACUGUGACAGCACAGAACUCAGAACAUUUUCUUUUCUAGCCUGAAUACAAUCAU
This is a messenger RNA of Castor canadensis (American beaver), 1180 nucleotides long. RefSeq names its product intercellular adhesion molecule 2 (gene Icam2). The record is from RefSeq and is a predicted model, not a curated record. Gene Ontology annotation, molecular function: integrin binding. Gene Ontology annotation, cellular component: plasma membrane. NCBI's taxonomy places the organism in Eukaryota, Metazoa, Chordata, Mammalia, Rodentia, Castoridae. Gene Ontology annotation, biological process: cell-cell adhesion.